This is a messenger RNA of Drosophila biarmipes, 1352 nucleotides long. RefSeq names its product polyadenylate-binding protein 2 (gene Pabp2). Gene Ontology annotation, molecular function: RNA binding. The coding region runs from base 45 to 722 and encodes 225 amino acids. The record is from RefSeq and is a predicted model, not a curated record. Lineage: Eukaryota; Metazoa; Arthropoda; Insecta; Diptera; Drosophilidae. The transcript has 5 exons.
GCUUUCGCAGCCGACGCAAACGUAAACAAAACCAAACAGAUACCAUGGCCGACGAGGAUAUCACACUGAACGAGGACCAGCUCUUGGAGUCGUUGGAGGAGACGAACGGCGAGCAGGAGACUGAAAUUAACACAGAGAACGAGGAGGAGGGCAGCAUGCAAAUCGACCCCGAACUGGAGGCCAUCAAGGCGCGCGUCAAGGAGAUGGAGGAGGAGGCCGAGAAGAUCAAGCAGAUGCAGUCGGAGGUGGACAAACAAAUGGCCGGUGGGUCGACCACCGGCUUGGCCACCGUGCCGCUCUCCCUCGAGGAGAAGCAGGAGAUCGACACGCGGUCCGUCUACGUGGGCAAUGUGGACUAUGGCGCAUCGGCCGAGGAACUGGAGGCCCACUUCCACGGCUGCGGUACCAUCAACCGCGUCACCAUACUCUGCAACAAGGCGGACGGUCACCCAAAGGGAUUUGCAUACAUCGAGUUCGGGUCGAAGGAGUUCGUCGAGACGGCCCUGGCCAUGAACGAAACCCUCUUCCGAGGUCGUCAAAUAAAGGUGAUGUCGAAGCGCACUAACCGCCCUGGCCUGUCAACCACAAAUCGGUUUGCACGCGGCAGCUUCCGGGGGCGAGGAGCCCGUGUCUCCCGGGCGUGCUGUCACUCCACCUUCCGAGGCGCCCGACGCGCUAUAAGGGGUUACCGUGGUCGCGCCAAUUACUACGCUCCAUACUGAUUAUUGUUUUAAUAAAACCUUAGUAAGAUUUUUUUAAAAUAUUAUUUCAAAAAACAUUAUUUUAUUGCCAAACUUCUUUGCUAAAUAAAACAAAAAAGAGAAAACAUUCACAAGAGAAAGCGCCAGAAAAAAUAUCGUUUCAAUAAGAAUACAUCCCCAGCAAGAAAAGAGGCGAAAAAGAAGAGACUUCGAUAAGAAUAAAAAUCAACAUGGAAAAACGAAUAUCUUGACUUGGCUAUAAUGUUUUUUGAAGCACCCAACACCAAACACCCCUUUUUCACACAUUUUAAGUUUCAAAUAAAAAAUCAAAAAAGAAUAUGAAAAACAAGAAGUUGAUUAAGAAAAACAAAAAAAUAUAUAUCAAUAAAUAUAUAUAAAAGAAACGCAAAAGAAAACCACAAACCAUAAUAAAAGAAGUUAAAAGAUGGCAAAAUCAAGUAAAAGAAGGAAGAAAAUAAUAAAAAAAAAAAAUCAAAAGAACACAAGACUCUUGGGAAAGAAGUAAAUCAACAAAAUAGAUAAAAAAUUGCGUAAUUUAUAUAUUCAAAAAAAUAUAUGAGUAAAGAAAAGAACUUGAAUUUUACUGAACUGAAAAAGAUGAUGACAAAUAUAAUCGAAUUAAACAAGCUA